This is a messenger RNA of Durio zibethinus, 2838 nucleotides long. Lineage: Eukaryota; Viridiplantae; Streptophyta; Magnoliopsida; Malvales; Malvaceae. The record is from RefSeq and is a predicted model, not a curated record.
ACUUUUUAUUUGAUUGAAUUUUGAACUUUUUUAGCUUCGUUUUCGUUUUGAUGGGGGGUUUUAUUCUUGUUUAGCUAUCUGGAUUUUGGUUCUUUGUUUCGUUCUAAUCUUUAGUUUGGGUUUGAUUGGUUGUUUUUUAUUAUGUAAUUGGUCUCAUUUCAUGGCAUCAAAAGGGAAAUUUUGCAGGAGUUUGUCUUAAUUUUAUAUUGAUUACUGCCUCUUCAUUCUCUUCGUUGAGAGUGUGUGCUUGUGUGUGUUUGUGAUGGGAAUUUCUCAAAAUGUGCUAUGAGAGCUACGAGUGCUUAUUGGAUUAUAUAGGCAAUUAUGAAUUAUGGUAUAAUUAGAUCUUAAUUGGUGUUUUGCAAAAAUCAAGAGUUGAGGUUAAAGAUUAUGUUUUUAAUGAGUUCAAGGAAGUAAUAUUUGUGAUUGAUGGAAUUUUAUUGCCUAGUUUGAUGGAAAUUGAAGUUUAUAUGGAGAAUAAUGUUGUUUAAAUGAUAGUUUAUUUUUAGAAUUUUGUGAUUGAGAGGGAGAGAGAAUGUCUGCGGGUGGCACGCAGAAGAGCUUGAGGAAAGCACUUGGAGCCAUCAAAGAUACCACCACUGUUUCAUUGGCUAAAGUCAAUAGUGAUUAUAAGGAAUUGGAUAUUAAUAUAGUUAAGGCCACAAAUCAUUAUGAACGGCCUGCAAAAGAAAAACACAUUAGAGCAAUUUUUGCCGCCAUUUCAGCUGCUAGGCCUCGGGCUGAUGUUGCUUAUUGCAUCCAUACUCUUGCAAGGCGGUUAUCAAGGACGCAUAAUUGGGCGGUUGCAUUGAAAACUUUAAUAGUCAUUCAUCGUGCUCUGAGGGAGGUGGACCCUACAUUUCAUGAAGAACUCAUUAACUAUGGCAGAAGUAGAAGCCAUAUGCUUAACAUGUCUCAUUUCAAGGAUGAUUCCAGCCCAAAUGCAUGGGAUUAUUCUGCCUGGGUUCGAACUUAUGCCUUAUUCGUGGAGGAGAGGCUGGAAUGUUUCUGGGUCUUGAAGUAUGAUAUUGAGACAGACCGCCCGAGAACUAAAGAUUUGGACACCCAAGAGUUGCUUGAGCAGUUGCCAGCUCUGCAACAGCUUCUUUUUCGUGUUGUUGGUUGUCAGCCACAAGGUGCAGCUGUUCAUAAUUAUGUAAUCCAUUUAGCACUUUCGAUGGUUGCUUCUGAAAGUGUCAAAAUUUAUCAAGCUAUAAGUGAUGGUACAAUCAAUCUCGUAGACAAGUUCUUUGAGAUGCAACGUCCUGAUGCUAUGAGGGCUUUGGAUAUAUACAGGAGAUCUGGGCGACAGGCGGAAAGGCUUUCAGAAUUUUACGAAGUUUGUAAAAGUCUUGAUGUUGGGCGUGGAGAAAGGUUUAUUAAGAUAGAGCAGCCUCCUGCAUCAUUUCUACAAGCCAUGGAAGAGUAUGUAAGAGAAGCUCCACGGGCUUCAACAGUUCGCAAAGACCAGGCUGAUGAACCCAAGGAAGUGUUGGCCAUUGAGAACAAGAAAACCCCAGAGGUGCGGGAGGAAAGUUCACCAUCACCUCCUCCACCUGAACCAGAAAAAGUGGAGAAAGUGGAAGAGCCUAUUGUUGAACCGCCUGAUUUGUUGGGUUUAAAUGAUCCUGUUCCAGUUACUUCAGAAUUAGAUGAGAAGAAUGCAUUAGCAUUGGCUAUUGUUCCUGUUGCUGAGCAAACUUCUGCUGCUGCUCCUGUUCAAGCAAAUGGUACUUCUGGCUGGGAAUUGGCACUUGUCACUGCUCCAAGCUCAAACGACAGUGCUGCUGCUGCUAGCAAACUGGCCGGAGGACUUGACAAGCUUACACUGGACAGCCUGUACGAUGAUGCAAUCAGAAGAAGCAACCAAAAUAUGAGCUAUAAUCCAUGGGAACCAGCUCCUAUGUCUGGUGCCAUGAUGCAACAACCAGCGCAUGACCCCUUUUAUGCCUCCAACAUGGUUGUUGCUCCUCCUUCAGUCCAGAUGGCAGCAAUGGCCAAUCAUCAGCAGGUGUUUAUGUUGCAGCAGCAGCAGCAGCAGCAGCAGCAGAUGAUGAUGAUGAUGGGCACACAACAGCAGCCUUCAAAUCCUUUUGGCAAUCCUUAUGGAGCCCAUGUCCAGCCUAACAGCUCAGGUAUGCCUGUUCAAGCAUACAAUCCUUAUUCAGGCCUUACAUAGAUGCGUUACCUGGAAGAACAGUAAAGAAGAAACAUGUGAAUUGUCAGCUGUGAAUUUUGAGGAUGGAAAAUGCUUGUAGAAUAGGAAAUUGUGUAUCAUAUGUUUGUGAGUGUGCUGUAGUUAGCUAGAUUAAGUUUUUUUUUUUAUUAUUAUUAUUAGAGAGAGAGAGAGAGAGAGAGAGAGAGAGAGAGCAUUUUAUUAUUGAUUAUUUUCCAUGAUGAAGAUUGAUAAUAAUGCUUUAAAUGCUGUUGAUGCUGGAGCAGGAGCUUUCAUGUUUGCUUUCAGGAUUGUCCCUUUCUUUUUUCAGUCAGAAAUUAUUUGUAAUAUUUUGAACUGUUCCCACACGCUUACUAUAGAGGCAUGAGUUUGAAAUUGAUGGCUCUUGGUUGGUUAUUAGUUUGUUAAUGGGAGUAAAAUUAUCUGUAUUAUUAUGAAUGGUCACAUGCUGCUGGCUUGUGGUUGUUGUUGAUGACCAAUAAUAGAUAUUCAAUAGAUAUAAUCCCUGCUGCAACCAUUGCAGAAGCCAGCAGGUAGGCAAAGGUAAAUUCGUUCUACCAAAUGUGCUCCUCUUGUCUCUUGGCUCUUGAAUUCAAGUUAUGGAAAGAAAACAAGGCAAAUAUCAAGGCCCACCACAGCUUGCUGGCAUUUAUUAUUAUACU